Messenger RNA from Racocetra persica, 187 nucleotides. The record is from the annotation of a GenBank genome assembly. Lineage: Eukaryota; Fungi; Glomeromycota; Glomeromycetes; Diversisporales; Gigasporaceae.
UAAUAUUAAUGAAUCCCAAACUUCAUCCUCAUCUAAUAAAGGAAAAGAGAAACCACAUGCUGAUUCGGAUAACCAACUCAACUUUAUUGAAGAAAAAAAUGUGCUCUCUCAAAUUAAAACUGGUGAACCUGCCGUGCAAGAAAACUCUGAUAAUAUAGUUAAUAGUCAAGAUAUAGAUUCAGAUUAA